Messenger RNA from Eptesicus fuscus (big brown bat), 1033 nucleotides. It is a transcript of the gene GPX7, whose product is annotated as glutathione peroxidase 7. The record is from RefSeq and is a predicted model, not a curated record. The transcript has 3 exons. NCBI's taxonomy places the organism in Eukaryota, Metazoa, Chordata, Mammalia, Chiroptera, Vespertilionidae. Gene Ontology annotation, biological process: response to oxidative stress. The coding region runs from base 43 to 603 and encodes 186 amino acids. Gene Ontology annotation, molecular function: glutathione peroxidase activity.
CCAGGCUUUGCCCUCGCCUCGCGGCCACCUCGGGAUCGAGUCAUGGUGGCUGCACUGGGGGCGGCGUGGCUGCUCCUGGCGGCCGUGGCCUGUUCGCAGCGGGAACAGGACUUCUAUGACUUCAAGGCUGUCAACAUCCGGGGCAAGUUGGUGUCGCUGGAGAAGUACCGGGGUUCGGUGUCCCUGGUGGUGAACGUGGCCAGCGAGUGUGGCUUCACAGAGGAGCACUACCGGGCCCUGCAGCAGCUACAGCGGGACCUGGGGCCCCACCACUUCAAUGUGCUUGCCUUCCCCUGCAACCAGUUUGGCCAACAGGAGCCCGACAGCAACAAGGAGAUCGAGAGUUUUGCCCGCCGCACCUACAGUGUCUCUUUCCCCAUGUUUAGCAAGGUCGCAGUGACUGGCACUGGUGCCCAUCCUGCCUUCAAGUACCUGACCCAAACUUCUGGAAAGGAGCCCACUUGGAACUUCUGGAAGUACCUAGUGGCCCCAGAUGGAAAGGUGGUAGGGGCUUGGGACCCAACCGUGUCGGUGGAGGAGAUCAGACCCCAUAUCACAGCACUUGUGAGGAAGCUCAUCCUGAAGAAGCGAGAAGACUUAUAACCACGUUCCCUCCUCUCCCACUGACCCUCCCUCCCACCCCCCUCACCUUUCAUGGAUAACCAAAGCAAAUGCAAAUGGUGCUUCAAAGGAAGAGACUAUGACUCUUCUCCAUCACACCUACCCCAUCACUCCUAUGGGGGGAGAAUUCUAGUAUUUUGAUCAUUGGAAUCUUAGAUCAACCCAUAGGAACUCCUGGCCAAUGACAUCUCUUGACCAAUGAAUCACCAGCCAGUAAGAACUUCUAGUCCAUGAAAACAUGUGGCAAAUAGAAGUAUAUCGAGCAAUAAUCUCCUGUCUGUUAAGAACUCGAUAAAACGGGCCGAUUCCUACCUCACAGGGCUGUUGUGAGGAUUAAUGAAUGAGCUAUGAAUGUGCCUAGAGCAGUGACAGCUCAAGGGGAGGCAUUUAAUAAAUGUUUUUUGCAUAUAAA